This is a messenger RNA of Pieris brassicae (large cabbage white), 3065 nucleotides long. Its product is annotated as protein lifeguard 1-like. The coding region runs from base 249 to 1160 and encodes 303 amino acids. The record is from RefSeq and is a predicted model, not a curated record. NCBI's taxonomy places the organism in Eukaryota, Metazoa, Arthropoda, Insecta, Lepidoptera, Pieridae. Gene Ontology annotation, cellular component: membrane. The transcript is spliced from 8 exons.
AGUCUACUUGAUCUGUAUUCUGUGGCAGUAGCAAGUAGCAGUGUUCGGUGUUUUCUGAAGACUGAAAGUGCAGUUAAUAUAUAAUAAGUAUUUUGGUGAUUUGAACAAAUUUUCAAUUGUGUUUGUGGUUUUAUCGACCAGUGUGAUUUUGUUAGUGUUACAGAGCUAUUUCUUCAUAAGUUCUACAAAAUUUUGUCAAAAUAGCAACCAAAAAGAUAAACUCGUCUGAGCAACCCAACUACAACACAAUGUAUCAGCAAGGUGGAUAUCCGCAAGCCGGGUACCCGCAACCUGGUUAUCCUCAAGGAGGUAUCCCGGUCGGCGGCUAUCCUCCCCAAGGGGGUUAUCCUCCCCAAGGGGGCUACCCUCCCCAAGGGGGCUACCCUCCGCAACCAGGAUUCCAGGCAGGCUAUGGCGGUGCAGGAUAUGGAGAAGCUGGCUACGGGGGACCUGCGGGACUGGGUGAAGAUGCCGACGUGAAAGGCUUCGACUUCAACGAGCAGAGCAUCAGGAAGUCAUUUGUCCGGAAGGUGUACUCCAUUUUGAUGUGUCAGCUGCUCGUAACACUGUCCUUUAUCACUCUGUUCGUGUACCAUGCACCGACCAAACUAUGGGCACAGCAAAAUACAUGGGCUUUUUGGGUAGCGUUCGUGGUGAUGUUUGUAUGUCUGAUCGCGAUGUCGUGCUGCGGAGACCUCCGCCGUCAGUCGCCGACCAACUUCAUUUUCCUUGGUCUCUUCACCCUCGCGGAGAGCUUCUUGCUUGGCGUCACUAGCUCUGUUUAUAAGAGUGAUGCGGUAAUGAUGGCGGUGGGAAUAACGGCAGCUAUCUGUCUCGCUCUAACCCUCUUCGCGAUGCAGACCAAAUGGGACUUUACGGCCAUGGGUGGUAUACUUCUGUGUGCUACCGUGAUACUUUUGCUGUUUGGUUUAAUCGCGAUCUUCAUUCCUCGCAACUCAAUCGUGAUGCUCGUCUAUGCCUCCCUUGGAGCUCUGCUGUUCUCGGUUUAUCUGAUCUACGACACUCAGCUGAUGAUGGGCGGUAAACACAAGUACAGCAUUUCGCCGGAGGAAUAUGUGUUCGCGGCUCUUAAUCUAUAUUUGGACAUCAUAAACAUCUUCAUCUACAUCCUUACGAUCAUUGGCGUUGCUAAAGAUUAAAUUUUUGGCAUUUGUCUAUGGUAGCUUUGGCUUUUGACAUAGAGAAUGGAGUAAGCAUUGCCUUUUCUAUACUCUGUUGCAAGAGUACAACGAUUGACCUGUACUAUGAAAUACUCCCGCUUAUUCUCCAUAAAAAAAAUUCAGUCGUUUGCGUGUCGUUAUCGCUUAAUUCUAUGCUGGAGAAUUUAAUAGUUAUUGAGUAUCAAAUUAUCAUAUUUCUUGAAGUUUAGUUUAUUUCUCGUUCCGUUUCCGAGUUUCAUUUUGAACUAUCGGGACGUAAUACCUAUAUUUUUAUGAAUUUGUUUAGUUAACCCUAAAACCAGGUCGAUUAUGGCUCUUAGUUAUAACAGAUGUGACAAUAAAUUGUCUAAACACAGAAAUUUCGCAAAAAUAUUUUCGAAUAAAUUUCAUAAGCUACAGUAAGUACACUCUAUGUUUAAUUGGCAGCUGAUGAACUGAAGUUUGAAUUGAUAAUUUUUCAAUUCGUAUCACAAUCACCAAUAGUUCAACAUUCCACAAGUCAACCAUACCCACGGACAAUAAAAAUAUGUAAGGUUUUAUCUAUGGACUGAUGACGAAAUUAAAAUUCCACUCGAAUAGGUAGAGAUAUUGGAUUAAAAUCUCUCCUAUGGGCAUUGCAUUUAAGGCUUAUGUUUUCUACUUAGGGUAUUCUUCAUUACCUCAUCCCUCAAUAGUAAAGGCGAUUGUCGAACCCUUAGAAGAAAUAUAUGUUUGUUUAAUUAAGCCAUCAUUAUCAUCAUGAAAUUAAAUUGAGAUAUUCAGCCUGCAAGUAGGUCAGCAUCACAAUGUUUAUAAAUUUAACACUAAAAUACAUUUCUGAGUAGCGAAUUGCUUAUAAAUAAUCCUGACAUUACCAUGAAGGAUAACUUAAAAAAUAUUUCGAUAAUCGCCUUCAAGCUGUACAAAUAAAAAUAUUUUAUUUAUUAAUGAAUCGUUUUUACAAUCACAAUGUGGGAUGUAUUUUUAUUAUUGUAGUUAUAUUUAUUUCGCGAUUGUAAAACCGGUUCUAGAUGCUUUAUAGUUUGUACAAAACCCUUAUAUAAAGUAAUAGAUACAAAAUCGGGAUCGAAUGAAAGAGAUGGCACCAUUUGCCUGCCACCAAUUAUAAUGGUGGCAAAUAAUGUAAGAGACAAAAUAUCACCUAUUGUUGUAGUACUCUUGUUUGGUUUUUUUUUACGUGUAAAUGAGUGAUGAGUGACAUCAAUAUUCAUUCUACAAUUUUUAAAUAACUAUUAUUGUCACGUUCAUCUAUUAUCAAAACUAUGUCUAGGUCGGCGUAUACUUUGAUUGGAAGGCGUUGUUUUGAAUCUGUGGUACAAUUUGUUUUUAAUUUCAAUUAAAGUUCAAAAGUCAAGAGCGUCUAUUACAUUAACUAUAUAUUAUCUGUCUGCCAUAGUUAAUUUUCCGUCACUGGCAACAUCGUAUCGUCAUGUGUCAAAAUGUAUGUAUUUAGCUCGUUAUUGUAUCUAUAACUUUGGAAAAUAAUAAUCCUCAUACAUUCUAAAUGUUAUUUAUUAUGAAUCGUUACUUACGCCUAUUUUCGAAUAAUUUAGUUAAAUGGUUAUUGCACAUUGUCGUUAAAUGUGUUAUAAGAAUAAUAUAUAUGUAAAAAAUUGAUCUUUGUAACUUAUCUUCUGGUUUAAAAUUAAUGUUUGAGAUGUACCUAACAAAGUAUUUAAGAUUUUUAUGUUCCUAAAAUUUAGAGUAAAAAUGUUUAAGCCUAAAUUUUAGGUACUAUAAAGUUUACUAAUAAGUUAAUGAAAUCGAAUCUGUCGGACCUAAGUGUCUGUUCUCCUCCGUCUGUAAAGUAAAGAGCGAGACAAAAAUGGUGCGACGGAGUUGGUGUCAUAAGAAUGCAUCACGAAAUAUAUUAAUAAAUAUAUA